This is a messenger RNA of Penicillium verhagenii, 1620 nucleotides long. RefSeq names its product glycosyl hydrolase family 79 C-terminal domain-containing protein. Bases 1 to 1620 code for a protein of 539 amino acids. The transcript is spliced from 4 exons. The record is from RefSeq and is a predicted model, not a curated record. Lineage: Eukaryota; Fungi; Ascomycota; Eurotiomycetes; Eurotiales; Aspergillaceae.
AUGCUCGUCUCGCUUUUCCUUGGGGCUACAGUAGCGGCCGCUGGCCCGACGACCGUUGCAAGAGAUAUCUCGUCAGCUGUGACGGUUAGCCAGAGUGCUCCGGAAGACGCCGGUGCUGCAAUCUUGCGCCCAUUUGUCUCCUUUUCAAUUGAGUUUGCCUCUUUCCCUGAUUUUGCAGGCAAUCUGUCUUUGCCGAAUAAAUUCUCGAACCAGCUACUAGAUAACCUGGCCGAUCUCCAGGGUAUCAAGCCUUAUAUCCGUGUCGGCGGAAACACCCAAGACUUUGCCUUAUACGACCCGAAUCUGAAAACAGGAAUCAAUGGCACAGUUGUCCCAGCCAUAUCUACCGACUACCCGUCCAUCGUAUACAUCGGACCCUCGUUCUUUGAGUCGUACGCAACAUGGCCAGACACCAAGUUCAGCUUCGGGUUCGACCUGGCCAAAAAUGGAACCGAAGGGAUGAAUACACUGCUUGCUACCGCUCCCCUAGCAUGCAAGGCUCUCAAGGACGGCAAGCUGGCGUACUGGGAGAUGGGCAAUGAGCCUGACUUGUACAAGUCAAGUGCAACGGACACGAAGCGACCAGCUAAUUGGUCGGAGAGUGAUUAUGUGACGGAGUGGCUGUCAAAAACCCGGCUAGUCAAGCGCCAGAUUGCCAAAGCUUGUCCUGAGAUGGCGACGGAUGCUGAAUACAAGUAUCUUGCUCCGUCGUUUGCGGGUUUGACUAAUAGUCUUGAUCCCGUGACGACGUGGGAAGAUGGACUGGAUGCAGAUGGUGAUAUCAUGUUGAACUCGAUGCACAACUAUAUUGGUGGUGCUACUCAGCCAGGUGUGACACUCCAGCGGACGUUGAUGAAUCAUACGUCAACGGUCAACAGUGUCCUGCAGCACGUGAAGCUAGCCCAGACCCUCAAGGAAGACGGUUUAGCCAAGGAUAUCCCCUAUAUUCUGGGCGAGACCAACUCCCUCUACAAUGAAGGCAAGCCGGGCUUAUCUAACUCGUUCGGUGCAGCCCUUUGGGGCGUUGAUUUCAAUCUCUACUGCGCCUCCCAGAGCAUCCGACGCACGCACAUGCACCAAGGAACAGACUAUCGGUAUGCAGCAUGGCAACCCGUCCAAACCAACAAGACAACCUUGGGCACGAAAGCGCCAUACUACGGAAACAUAAUGGUUGCGGCAAUGCUAGGCGGAGGAGACAGCUCCAGCUCCACUAACAUUCAGGUCGUGAACCUCCCGCUAACCAAGGACACCGACGCCGCCUAUGCUACAUAUAUCGAUGGGCAACUUGCACGGAUCGCCGUGCUCAACAUGCAAGAGUACAAUACCAGCGGAUCUACAGACUCGGCAUCCCGGCCCACGGCGACAUAUUCGUUCCGCGUACCAGUAAGCAGUGGUGCCGGGGGCUCAGCGAGAUCCUUAUCUGUGCACCGGCUUAUGGCGAAUGGUAGCGAUGCGAUCAGCGGCAUCACCUGGGAUGGCUGGUCAUACAACUACGAGUUAUCGGGUGGCGCGCCGGUGCGUUUGGAUAAUAUCACGGUGGGGGAGACGGUGCCUGUGUUGGAAUCGGGGAUUGUGGAGCUUAAACUUCCAUAUUCAAGUGGUGCUAUUUUGAACCUGUAG